GUUGCAAUUUUGUCGUAGACGUAGAGACGAGACCGAUUCGGAAUCAAACAUCGACAUCGUCAUCGGAAGACGAAAUAUUAUGUAGAUCUAGGUAAAUGUAUGUUGGUGAACAGCUUGCUCGUAUAAAUCGACAGAAGAUGGGGAAGUUCUUGUUAACAUUCGUGCGGCAUGGAGAAACCGAAUACAACAAGAAGAGAUUACUUCAGGGCCAGAUUGAUAUUCCACUCAACGAGCAAGGAAUCAAGCAGGCAGAUGCUCUUGGACGUUAUUUAUCAAACGAGAGAUUUGAUCGCAUAUACUCUAGUGAUUUGAGUCGUUGCGUGCAGACUGCAGAGGGCCUCAUUAGAAAUGCUGCCGUCCCACGACCAAACAUUAUCACCGAUGCAAGACUCAGAGAAAGGCACUUUGGUGAAGACGAAGGGAUGCCGAGAGAUGCAAGAACAAGCAGGGGUAAAAAGGAACCAAACGGAGCAGAAACCAGAAGCCAGGUAAUUGACAGAGGACUGUCAUUUUUUGAAGAACUUUGCCUGGCUGUUCAUAAGGAGUUUGGACACCGGAUGGACGACUCCAGCAAAGACAUGGAGUGCACCUCCGCCGAUGGACAGGAUGAAGAAGUAGAGGAGGGUGAUUCCUUUGAAGUUGUCUUCGCCGAUGACGGAUCCCCAGGAGUUGGUGCUUGCACUGAUGGUGUCACACCAAAUUCAGUAAAUGGGACUGUAGUAAGUCAAAAGGAGGAUGAUGAUGGUGAGUGUGAAGUCAAGAGAACUAAAUAUGAUACAAGUACUACAGACAGGACUUCGGAGACUUCUCAAGAUCUGCGGCUUCAACGUAAGGUAUCAGAUUCGAAUAGAAUAUUGUCAGAUAAUUCUAUUUUCAAGUCCGAUGCAACAUGGAUGAACCACCCACCUCACAACUGUCCCCACAUGUUUGUAUCAUCUCACGGCUACAUGCUGCGUGCCUUGUUCCAAUCUCUGCUGAAACGGUACAAGAUGAUUCUCCCCGGUUCGAAAAAAGUGCUUUGGACGAGAUGCCCAAACACGGGCUUGAGUACAUUUCUCCUUACUCUAGACAGUGAUGGCUUUCCGCGUCAUAUAGAAAACUAUUUCCUGCAUACUGUCAUGCAUCUGGAGGGUAUUGAGUUUAUAUCAGUGAAUGGUAAAUAAUAUACUGGAGGGAGGGUUAGAGGGUGGGGAGAGGGAGAGAAGGGAGUUUAAGGAAUGGAGGAAAUCGUAUGAGAGGGAUGGGGGAGAAUUUAGUUCCAAUCGUCUCCAUAGAGGAUUCUGGCUGACCGUCAUCAAGCUUAGAUGUGGAUGAUAAUUUGGUAUAAUAAUUUGUUCUACUUCUGGAGAAAUACCAUACAUUGUACCUACCUCAAUUUACAUUGUUUGUAUAAGUUUCAUUUGCAAAUAUUGUGAUUAUUUACAACCGUUUUGUUUUGUUCUGUGAAAAUGAAAUAAAGCAAAUUUGAAUUUUAGAGGAAUUUGAAGUAGAGUAGUUAAUGAGUUAAUAAAAAACAAAUUUUAAUAUUCUUCUUAUAGACAACCUUAAAAAUCAGUUAUUAUUACAGUAGAGGAAAGAGAGCGAGAGGGGAUGUUACCAUUGCCUAGGUUACAUAUGUUGGAAGCAUUAUUAUCAAUGUUGUAACUUCCAUGGAAAUCUUGAUCUUCAUUGGCUUUUCAUCAAAUAUUUUCAAGGGUAAAUUUCAAAUUUUUCUAUCGCCAACUCGUCCACCCAUUACAUGGUCUACCUUCAUAUAGUCUAAUGUCGUCUAAUCGUCUAACAACCAUUUGGUCCAAUCAUCACUUUGUCUAAUCACCAGUUCAUCUGUGACCUUUUGGUCUCAUAACCAGUUGGUCUAACAUCCAUUUAUUUUCACUCAUUUUGCCCAAGUAAGACUUAGACCAAUUAGACCAAAGAGUAUAUGAACUAAAUGGCUAUUGGACCAACUGGUUAUUAAAUUAAAUGAUAAGUGACUGAGUGGGCAAAAUGGCGAUUGGACCAUGUGGAUAGUGGACUAAAUGAUAGUAGACAAGUUGGUAAGUGGACGAAUUGGCAUUAGACCAAUUGAAAAUAAACCCGCGACAAGGUACAUGUAGUUCGUGUUCACAGCAGAGUUACCAUAAGUUACCAUCAAUGUUAAAAUAUCUGCAACACAUUUAUUUUUAUUGUGUUAUCCUUGAAUCAGCCAUUAUAUUAUUGUUUACAUCAUUGGAUGAAAUAUUGCACUUUUUUAUUGUUUAUGAUGGACAUGUCCUACUGUAUCACAUAUUACAUUAAUUUCUAAUUGAAAGAGUAAAUCAUUUACAAGCAUUUUGAACAAGUAACCGUAAAGGUAAAAGAAAGUAGUUGCAAUUAUUUAAUGAGAAAGUUUUAAAAAUCAAGGUUAAUUGUCAACUUGUUAUCAUAUCAGAUCUGGUGCAUUGAUGUAAACUUAGCUUUGUAAAAUCAUGAGAUCGAUAAUUCUGAUGAUCACCAACAUAGAAAAGCAUAUGUGGGACAGUGUAUUAAUAUUGCUUGGAAAAAUACCUGACAUUUGAUGGAAUUCCAUGCUUAUUGUGCUAAUUUCUCAGCAAUCACACAUUUGCUUCCAGAGCCAGUUGGUCUUUAUCUUUAAACUAACCUUUUAGAUUUUCAGUUUGACUAAUUAAGGAAGCUUGUAGGAAUUACUGGAUUACAGGAACAGGCAUUUUGAAUACUGGGGAGUGUUUCAUCAACAUUUUCAUCCGACAAGUUGUCAGAUCUGACAUCUUUCUCUGAUGUUGAUUGGCUGAGAGGUACUGUUACUAUGGUAACUGUCGGAUAAAAUGGGACUUGUCGGAUAAAACAUCCGACAAGUCCUUUCAUGAAACGCCCCCCAGGAAUAGGUAACGAUGGACAUUCUUAAAAGUGCAAAAAUUAAUGCCCUAUUUUUAUAGCCCUCUACAUUUUGGAUGAUUUUUACGGUGCCAGGAUAACAAAAACAGAGCUCUCCCCCAGACCCCCCCUCCACCUUGGCAUCAGGUGAAAGGAGCCUUAAACUUAACCUGGGGCCUGUUUUCAUAAAGGAUUUGCAACUGUUGUAACUUUGCCAUUAUGGCAACUACCAUGGUAACCUUGAAUCUGAUUGGCUGCUGAGCCCUGUUACCAUGGUAGUUGUCAUAAUGGCAAAGUUACAACAGUUACAAGUCCUUUGGGAAACGGGCCCCUGAUGAACAAUUGAAGAUUCUACCAGCAUCAGAAGCUUGAUCCGGUAUGUUCUAUGAUUUCUCUCGCAAACGGAUGUUGAAAAAAGAUAAAAUGUCAACACUAUUUUUUACCGUGUUGGCAGUUCUUGACCCAGGCCUCACGGGCAAGACUAGAUAUGCCAUUAGUUCUUCAUGUAACUUUUUGUCUUUUAUAUCAGGGAAAACCAGCAUGCGACCCACUUAGGGGUAACAUAUAGCAGAUGAAUUCCUUAUUUUAAUUCAUACAUUAUGGUUCUUUAUACCCUAUAUUUACAGAAAAAAAAAUUAAUGGGGCAUAAGUUUACGUAUGCCUCCCUGUUGUUGGUGGAAAAAUGACUUGUAAAGAAGGGUUCACAUAAUUAUUGUCUUUCAGGUUAACCUUUAUUUUAUCCAAAUAUAUUUUGCUUCAUAUAUCC
Molecule: messenger RNA, 3619 nt
Organism: Lytechinus pictus (painted urchin)
Lineage: Eukaryota; Metazoa; Echinodermata; Echinoidea; Temnopleuroida; Toxopneustidae
Product: fructose-2,6-bisphosphatase TIGAR-like
Exons: 5
Coding region: 96-1163 (355 amino acids)
Biological process (GO): regulation of pentose-phosphate shunt; negative regulation of glycolytic process
Cellular component (GO): cytosol
Molecular function (GO): fructose-2,6-bisphosphate 2-phosphatase activity
Source: RefSeq, a predicted model, not a curated record